UUAAAUGCAAUCAGACUUGGAAUGGAAUCAUCAGCUCUUAUAUUCGACUUGCUCGCCUUCACCUCAAUUCUACCACUGUUUCCGAUUAUUAUCGACUUUUAUGCGAAAGAUCCUGAUAGCAACUGUGGUCAUUAUGAUGAUAUUAGUAGUGGAUUGUUAGGAUCGUUAUUUUCUGCAUUGCAAUUUUUAUCAUCACCUGUGUUAGGUGCUUUAUCUGAUGUUUAUGGAAGAAAACCCAUUUUGAUUGUAUCACUUUGCGGGAGUUUGUGCAGCUAUUUGUUAUGGUACAAUGCAUCGAAAUUUUCAAUAUUUGUACUGUCACGUGUAAUUGGAGGUAUCAGUAAGGCGAGCACAUCAAUUUAUACAGCUAUAAUAUCGGAUUUGUACUCAGAGCAGAAUGUUGUCGGAAAAGGAAUGGUAUUUAUAUUCUUCAUUGUUUUUAUUAUCAUUACUUUAUUGCUAUAA
Messenger RNA from Anisakis simplex (herring worm), 465 nucleotides. The record is from the annotation of a GenBank genome assembly. NCBI's taxonomy places the organism in Eukaryota, Metazoa, Nematoda, Chromadorea, Rhabditida, Anisakidae.